GGGAAACUUCCGGUAGCUUAAGGUCGUGACUCGUGGCUGUGGGAACUUUAGCGCGUGCUGACGUUAGUGCAGGGGAAAUUAGCUGGCUGCAGCCUGUUGGGGACAGCUCUCACUCACAGACUCCAGGCGCUCUGGUUGCAACAAACAUGGUGGCAGAGCUUUCAACUUCCAUAAACAUCAAGGAGCCUCGAUGGGAUCAGAGCACAUUUGUGGGUCGAGCCAAACACUUCUUCACUGUCACAGAUCCCAGGAACGUCCUGCUGACCAACGAGCAGCUCGCACAUGCUCACAAAGUCAUCACAGACUACAGGAAAGGAAUCGUCUCCCCAGGUCUGACGGAAGAUGAGCUGUGGAGAGCCAAAUACGUUUUUGACUCCGCGUUUCAUCCCGACACCGGAGAGAAGAUGAUCCUAAUUGGACGCAUGUCGGCACAAGUUCCCAUGAACAUGACGAUCACUGGAUGCAUGAUGACGUUUUACAAGACGACUCCAGCUGUGUUGUUCUGGCAGUGGAUCAACCAGUCUUUCAACGCAAUAGUCAACUACACCAACAGGAGUGGCGAUGCACCCAUCACAGUGAGUCAGCUUGGCACAGCUUAUGUGUCUGCCACCACGGGGGCAGUUGUCACCGCUCUAGGACUAAACGCACUAACAAAGCACGUUUCCCCUCUGAUUGGACGGUUUGUUCCGUUUGCUGCUGUUGCUGCUGCUAAUUGUAUCAACAUCCCACUGAUGAGACAAAGAGAGCUUCAACAUGGCAUCCCUGUCACAGAUGAGAAUGACAACAGGCUAGGAGAGUCGACGAAAGCUGCACAGCAGGCCAUCUCUCAGGUCGUUGUCUCCAGGAUCCUCAUGGCCUCUCCAGGAAUGGCUAUCCCUCCAUUUUUAAUGAAUCAUCUGGAAAAGAAGGCUUUUCUGAAGCGCUUCCCAUGGAUGAGUGCACCUAUUCAAGUCAGCCUGGUGGGAUUCUGCCUGGUGUUUGCCACUCCUCUGUGCUGUGCAUUGUUCCCUCAGAAAAGCUCCAUGUCAGUCAGCCGCUUGGAGCCGGAGCUGCAGGAGAAAAUCCGGGCGAGCCACCCGGGUGUGGAGAGAGUCUUUUUCAACAAAGGGCUAUGAACGUUCAGCCCCCCUUCCAUCUUUAACACUGCCAUGACCUAUCUGCCGGCUCGGCCCUCACCUCCCUGCCUGCUCUCAUUCAGUGUGCCAAAGUUAAGUUUGUGUUUCAUUCCCACCAUUCAGACACACACCAGAGGUUAAAACUGGUUCAGAUGUUUAGUUUGUAUUGGAACUUGAGAGAAAAUUUUGUCCGACCUGAUUGGUUGAAAAGCUCCUCACGACGGCUGUAUCACGGCCUUUGUCGGACUGUAACUUGAUCAUAUUUUGCCAUUAAUCCAUUUUCACAUCUUCCUACAGACAGUUUUAUCCUUCAAACUAAGAAUAUGUCACUGUUCAAUGACUCAGCACUUCUAACACUCAGACGUUUUUAAUUGUUUCAAAUAAUAAUUUAACUAGACAGGAGUUAAUUUUGCCAAACAAGUUUCUCUAAAAAAGCCUGCUGACAUCAAAUCAGAAGAAACACAUCUCAAGGGAGGGACCUGCGCUGUAAACGUGGUGGUGGCUGCCACCGAUGGGCCAACAUCGUGCUAUUCUUAACAAUAGUAUUAUUUAUUCUGCAUGGCAGACACGCACGAACAAACCACUCCUCGUGAGCAUCGUGGGUUUAACCUCGGGCUCUCCUGAAGACUACCCAGUUUUUAUAUUUACUGGUACUUGUUUCAAUAAUACAAAUCUGUGAGUAAUGCUGCACACAAAGUGGUUCAAUUUGAUCGUUUAUAUGUGGAGUGGCAGAUGUUUUUAAGGCAAAAUGUCCAGAUUCCUCAUAUAAGUAGUUGUUAUUGGAAGGAUGCAAACAGGUGGAUCUACAUAGCCUGGCCUGCCAGACUCCUCCUCUGUUUAAUUCUGCACAGAGAAAGGGGCCGUGUUCGAGUUGAGCUGUGCCUCGCCUGGAAAACAGACAAGAGCAGACGGACGCAGCAGGGGGAGUGGCUGAAAGACGGCGUUUAAGUCUGACAGAUUUUUUGUACAUGUGUAGCUCGCGGGUGACGAUGGAUGAAGAUACCGUGUUAGUGUUCAUACUUGUUUAAUUAUAUAUUUAUAUUCUGGUGCCUGUUAGCAACCGAACCACAUCCUCACGUGCUUGUGGAUAUCAUAUAUUGUAUAUGGAGACAUGACUGUAAUGAUAAGUAAAGGUUAUCAGCUGUAGGCUUAGUGUGCUCAUAGGAAAUGGGACAAAAUAACACAAAUCACAUUUCUCUUUAUGGCCUAUAUAGUUAUUGUGGCAGUGUGAGCGUCCUGUCACAGUGUCCCGAUUGAUCAUGCGCCCUGGCUACUUGGCCAAGGGGAUGUCCCUUUGGCUGACUGGUAAGCAUGCGUGACUCUCACCCGGGAGUCUGGGGAUUGAAUCCCGCCUGGGCCCUCGUUUCUACACCUUGCCGCAUUAUCAUCAACGUAUGAUUUACAGAUUACAUGUGACCAACUAACAUUUCAUGUUCUACCACCGGAUGUUCGGAUCAAAAUGUGAACCAAUCAGAUCUUGGAUCAGGUGAGAGCCAGGCGUUUUUCGUCAUGCUCUAGAUUUUGGAGCCGGUGGAGGGCAACUGCAGCGCCUUGCUCCAGAAUCUGCGGCCGCCUUGAUCUCACGAGGUUAUCGUCGCCUACGUAGGCAUGACGUCAGAGCAAGUCGGACACAAAUCUAACCGGCAUGCACUGCGCGCCGAUCACCGGUGAUCUAAUCUGCGCAGAACUGGCUCAUCUCGAACACGGCCAGGGUCUGGGAAUAUUCAAGUAACCCCACCCCGUGAGAAUUCUAACCGAGCCAAUCGGCGCUGAGUAGCGUACGUCACACACCAUAAUGCCGAGUUUGACAUGAACAUGGCGACUGAAGCGGAGUUAACUGCGGCUCUUUCCUCUGGUCUAAAUGACUUGGUCUUUAAAACAACAAGUAGAAGCGCUAAAAGCCUUUCUUCUAAAGAAAGAUGUUUGCGCUGUCGCCAGUCUCCAUUUUUGACUACAGCUAAAAAACUACAGGCAUAGCGGACGUCACACACAGCGACACUCAGUUUCUCAUAAACAACGAAGACAGCGGCAGAGUUCCUUGCGGCUCUUUCCUCUGUUCUAAAUGACUUGAAUGUCUUUAAAACCACAACAAGUAGAAGCACUAAAAGCCUUUCUUCUAAAAAAAAAAAAAAAGAUGUUUGCGCCAUUGCCAGACGCCAUUUUUUUUAAACUAUAGCUAAAAAACUACAACGUCGCGCGGUACAGUCGGCAUUUCCGUCUUUUUUCUGAUUGGUUCUUUUUGAGCUGCUUAGUCCCGCCCCUCAAGUGCCUCUCUGCCUGUGAGUUACCAGACUCUCUCUGUGCAGGAUUAAACAGAGGACGGGUCUGGCCGGCCAGGCUAUGAUCUACAGUCAUGGUGGAAGAAACCCAUUUUAAUAUUUUACAAAAUGGAUUAAAACUUUUAAAUGGUUUAAAAAUACAAAUGUAACCUCAAGUGUUAUGAUGACACAACAAAUUCCACCAAUCCUUCAUUUAGUAAACCAAAACAGACCAAAUGUAAAACUUGUGUGAAAAAUCAAGUUCAUCGUUGUUGCUUCCGUAAUAUCCUAAAGGGAAGGUAUCAAUCAGACGCUGCUGAUCAAGUACGUGUUGAUUAAUUCAUCUUCAGUCAGUGUGACUGCCUCUUUAAAAGCAGCAGUUUUCCCUAGUCUGGAGCACAUAGGUGUGUGUUAACACGGUGCUGAAGCAGAAGGGUGUUCUCCCUUCUACAGAGAGAAAGAUUAUUCUCAGUAGAAAACAUUAAAUGUGUGGAACACUGAAAAACAUUUUUUUUAUGAUUUAUUUCUGAUUAUAAUCCAUCGUUUUUCAUGCAGCCUGGUCUUCUACACCCAUCUCCUGCAUUAACUUCUGAUAGAAAAUAGACGGUGAUUCUCUAGGAUUAGAAAAACCUGACAGAUCUACGUCACACUGUCACUUAACAUUCAUGGACUCGCCCAUCUUGACUGAUGAUGGGGAAGGCUCUUGUUGGUUUAGCAUCCAGGAAACAGCAUAGAGCGUCUCAACUAGUAGAAGCUAACCAUUAGCAACUCCACAACACAGCAGAACUCCUCCAGACUUGUGUUAUUUGUGGAGAUAAAACAUCAACAUUGCAGAGCAAACAGAGUUGUGUUACUGCCAUCCAGUACGAGUCGGGAUGUCCAAAUAUCAGUAAAUAUCAAUCCAAACCCUUCUGCUCCAGCUCACUUGUACUUCCUGAUUCAGGCGCAUCUGAGAUUUAUUUAUUUCCACUAGAGACUACUGCUAAUGUGUUGAUUAAACAAGUGUUUAACACCUUGAGUCUACCCUGGAGAGGAUGUUCCAUUAAGGUCAGAUUGUGGGAUUUUAAGAGAAGCUGUGAAAAACUCAAGAGCAACAUGUUAGACUCAGUUUGCAGGCUUAUGGCUCGUACUAGCACGGCAGUGGAGAGCUGACGGUUUGGGCUCAGGUAUUCUUCAGUAAGGGGGACCAAACCGGGUCAUAAAACAGGAUCAUGGUCUCAAACAGCAGCAAAUCCACAACUGAAGGGUGGAAAAAUCGAAAUAUCGAUAUGUUGUAAUGGUCUGGUCAAAGUCCAGAUCUCAGCUAGAGUGAAACGCUGUGGCAGGACCUUAGCAGAGCUCUACAUAUACAAAAGGAACAGGACUAAGUUUCGCUGCAGAUUUCACACACCGCUUUUUCUUUUCGGCUGUUUUUGUUUAAUCAUUAACAAGAUGGUGGAACUUGUGUUUUUAAAACGUGAGGAUAAUGUUAAACAUUUUAGAAUUGAUUAAACAACCACAUCAUUUUAUUAUGUCCUGGUUAAUCUGAAAGAGGGUAUUCUUAAACCAGUCAUAAAGUCGGCCCCUGAUCUUCAUAAAUCCACCCUGGUGUUUGAACUUUUCAACGCGUUGGUGACACGUUUUUCAGCUGAGGAAUGCUGAGAAGCUCCAAAGUCAACAUGUGCAGCAGCGGCCAUCUCCUGCUUUGUGUUUUGUCAUAUUUCUGAGCAACAGUUGCAGAGUUGCUAUCGGAGCAUAAACCUGUUGAGAAGAUAAAGCUGCCAGAUCUCAUUAUGGUUCUCAUUUAUCCAGCUGUGUUUGGACUCAAUUGGUGGUGCAGGUUUCUGUUGUUGUUCUCAACUUUAUUACUUCAAUCCAGCAGUGUUUGUUGUUGUUCUGCUGGUGCAUAAACCCGUCAUUUCACAUCAGAGUCCUGUGUGUCACGUAAUGUUCGGCACGUUUAAAUCAGGGAGGAGAAUGACAACCUACUGGCAUUAUUUAAAUAAACAUUUUCAAUCAGCAUCAUUCAAAAUGUUUUAAAGUUGUGCAAGCUGCUGUAAAAAAACACCGUGUUCCAGAUGCUCGUGAGCGUUUGUCCAUUAAACAUGCUGUUUAAUUAUUCUGUGAUGUUUAACGUUGAAGAAGCUGUAAGCUCCUCCUGUAUCUCGUUGUAAAAGUGACCCUCCUUUAGAGUGUUGGUGUUCCCAGGGAGAUGUGCUGGUUCAGAGUGACUCUCUGGCUGUCCUUGUGUUCCAGGUGCUUGUAGCAUUCUCCAGUUUCGGGUGUUCUUUUGGUGUUUCGGCGUAGAAAAGCACAGAAAAAUGUUGCACAUUUAUAAACAACUUGUGUUUCCUGGCCCUGAACAGCAAGGGCAAGACGAUUACUGUUUGGAAAAAACAUUUCAGUUUUUUCUUUAUCUUUGACUACAUCUGUACCUCCUAUCUGAUAAAUAUCAAACUUCCUGGAAAAAUCUUAAUUUUAGCCUACAGGUACAAAUGGAUCAGGACUUCAUAGCUUGCAUUUAUUAAGGGGAUUACACAGUGACAGAAAAAAAACAUGUAUUUAAACAUGUAUUUAGUUGUUUUGCAGUAUUCUGGGGUGAUGUAAUGUUGAAGAUGAAAUAAAGUUAAUUUAAUCUGCA
Molecule: messenger RNA, 5993 nt
Organism: Nothobranchius furzeri (turquoise killifish)
Lineage: Eukaryota; Metazoa; Chordata; Actinopteri; Cyprinodontiformes; Nothobranchiidae
Product: sideroflexin-1
Biological process (GO): serine import into mitochondrion; monoatomic ion transport
Cellular component (GO): mitochondrial inner membrane
Molecular function (GO): monoatomic ion transmembrane transporter activity
Source: RefSeq, a predicted model, not a curated record